AUGGCACGGACACGAUCAACGAAGCCCUCAGCAGCGGCGGCGGCGGAAGAUUCCCAAUCUUCAACAUCGAAAUCCUCAAUAACCCUCGUCCCACAUACCGGCGAACCCCCCAAGGUCUUCAUUCUCCCCUCCAAAGCGACGCCCGAAGCUCGCAUUGUCACGCUUCCCAACCCCCGGAGCUCUCAGCCCUCGCGAUAUCUCGUGUGUCCCGAAACCGGCAUCUACGAAUUCACAAAAGUAGCGGCGCCAAAGAAUGUACCGCGAAGCUGGCUUAUCGAAGCAGCCCCGGCCUCCAAUGACGCCCAGGUGACCAUGGGAUCAGACCUCUUCGUGGCAACCGCCAUGGAUCCCCUCUUCUUGGUCUUGCCCGCAUUGGCCGACGCAAAGGCAUCAAAAGGCCCGGGUGAACCGAAGCGACUGUUCUUGUCUAGUGAUGAUCACUUGGACAAGCUGCCGCAGGAGAGCUCGCACUUGUCCGAGAUUCUGCGCUGGGACACAACACGGCAAUUGAUAGAAAACCGGAUGGGCGCAGUCUGCGAUACGGUCGAGGCUGGAGAUGAGCGCAUGUUUCGGUUGAAUGAGAAAAAGCUCUUGGAUGUCGUUCUGCAAAAGGCCAAGAGGAUGAGCGAGAGUGGUCUGCCGCCAAGUAUGGAAGAAAAGUUUGUCAAGAAGGUUCUUGAAGCGCCCCUUUUGCACAGAGUGGUGCGGAUUGCGGACGCUCAAGUCAACAGCAGCACCGAUUCUGGAACCUCCACCCCUCAGCCCGAUUCAGCGACAUCCCAGUCUACAGCAUCAACCGCGGAGACUGAUGCUUCGUCAGUAUCUCAAACGAGCACGGCUGCGACGUCUGUUGCUGGAGAGCAAGCCGAGGAGGGCAUCGUUAGCGCUCUGGAAGCCUCACCAGAAAUCGUCAAGCAGCAAAGGUUAAAGACGGCCUUUGGGUUCAUCUGCGCAAGCUACGUGACCCCAGCCAUGGCGGAUAAUCUCCAGCGGAGCUUGGCAGGGACAGGCGGGCCGGUGGAUUUCUCUCUGUUGAAUGACUAUCUCGCGAGCCUGGAAAAGCUGCGAUCAGAAACCUUGGCGGUGAGGGCGCAGGACUAUUCUCGCAAACGAAACAUGGAUGAGGAAGAGGACGAGGCUCGGAUGGAGAAGAAGAGGAAGCUCGAAGAGGAGAAGAAGAAAAAGGCAAGCGAGAGCCGUGCAGUCCGAGAGCUGAAAAAGGUCAACACGAGCGGGAUGAAGAAGCUCAGUCACUUUUUCCAGAAAAAAUAG
Trichoderma aggressivum f. europaeum is the source of this 1272-nucleotide messenger RNA. RefSeq lists its product as uncharacterized. Lineage: Eukaryota; Fungi; Ascomycota; Sordariomycetes; Hypocreales; Hypocreaceae. The record is from RefSeq and is a predicted model, not a curated record. Gene Ontology annotation, biological process: RNA catabolic process. Gene Ontology annotation, cellular component: nucleoplasm; ribonuclease H2 complex. The coding region runs from base 1 to 1272 and encodes 423 amino acids. The transcript has a single exon.